Racocetra fulgida is the source of this 476-nucleotide messenger RNA. Lineage: Eukaryota; Fungi; Glomeromycota; Glomeromycetes; Diversisporales; Gigasporaceae. The record is from the annotation of a GenBank genome assembly.
GAUCAAAUUACUAAAAAUCAAGUUCAUUAUAAAUUAAUUGAAGUAGCAAAUGAUAUAGAAUUUGCUGAAGAUAGUUAUGAAUCUGUUAUAAUAAACUUAAAUUCAUUAAUUAAAUGUAUUGAUCUAUCUAUUAUUCAGGAGUAUAAUGGUACAAAGAAACAAUGUUUAGACUCUCAAGAUGAAAUUGCAAUUACUAUUACUAGUAAAAAGGAUAGUAGUAAACCCAUAUAUAAGCAUCCAAUUAAAAUGAAUUACAGCUUCCUUAAUAAGAUUCAGCAUACACAAGCAAUCUUAGAAACUAUUAAACAGAAUCUAACUUAUAGAGCAAAAUAUAACCAAAACUUAGCUUUGCAAAAAAAGCUGUUGAAUAUACCUAAAAAACAUAUCAAAAGUAUAUUUGAAAACUUUAUUUAUAAAUAUCAGAGCAAAAGUAAAACUUAUACUGCUACUAAAAAUUUGCAAAAUUCAAAUUAUAG